AUGGAAAGGCUGCUAGACGAAUUGCUCUCCCUGAUUCUCGACAAAAUUAAAGACCCAAUUGAUCGGAAAUCAUUUUCCCAAGUCUGCAAAAGUUGGUUCAGAGUCGAAGGUCUCCACCGCCCAUCCCUGCGAGUUUUGGACGCCGACCUCAUCCCUAAUUUCCUACCCAGAUUCCCCAACUUGCUCAAGUUCCGGGCUUCGACGCGGAUCAACAGCUCCCUCAUCCAGUUCGUCGCGACCACGUGCCCUAGAAUUCAAGUCCUCAACCUCAACCGCAAGGAAACAGACGAUCUGUACACCGAGCUCGAGGAAGAAGCCGACCUCGACGACGAAGGCCUUCUCGGCAUCGCUAGUCGGUGCCGCGAUCUGGAAACGGUUUUCCUGAGGAAGAGAAUCGCGAUUGGGGAUUCAGGUAUCUCUGCCCUAUUAGGGUACUCGAAGAAUUUGAGGAGCCUUGAUUUAGGGUUAUGCUCUAGGGUUUCCGAUGAGGGUAUCAAGCGAAUUGGGGAUUUGAAGCAUCUGGAGGCAUUGAGUCUGCAGGGGUGUUGGUUGAUAACGGACUCUGGUUUGGCUUCCUUGGGAGAAGGCUCUUUGUGUGGAACACUGAAAAAACUGAUUCUUGCCGAGUGUGACCGGAUAACAGAUGAAGGCUUGAUGUGCUUGAAGGGUAUGGUUUGUUUGGAGGAACUCAACCUUUCUGAGUGCGGGCCGAAUGUGACUGAUGUGGGUAUGAGUAUUUUGGCUACAUUUUCUAGUUUGAAGGUAUUGAAUCUUUCUUGGUUGGUGAGUGUGUCGAGUGUGGGUGUGAGAGCUUUGGCUAAAGGCUGCCAGAAUAUGGAGGUGCUUGAUAUAUCGGGCUGUGAGAUGGUUACAUCAUGCGCUGUUCGGGCUUUUGCGGGCCAUGCCUGUUUGAGGGAGCUUGUGUGGACGAAUUAUGAAUUCGCGAUAAUGGAUGAUGAUCUUGAAAUCUUGGUUUUUGGGUGCCAGUCCUUAGAACGAAUAGUUCUGGAUAAAAGAUUCAUCAUAUGGAUUACAACGGGUACUCAAGAAAGUAUAUCAAGCCAAAAUUGUAGGCUGGAAUUUUGUUGA
Molecule: messenger RNA, 1089 nt
Organism: Striga asiatica
Lineage: Eukaryota; Viridiplantae; Streptophyta; Magnoliopsida; Lamiales; Orobanchaceae
Source: the annotation of a GenBank genome assembly